This is a messenger RNA of Musca domestica (house fly), 3006 nucleotides long. RefSeq names its product UDP-glycosyltransferase UGT4. Bases 79 to 2721 code for a protein of 880 amino acids. The transcript is spliced from 5 exons. NCBI's taxonomy places the organism in Eukaryota, Metazoa, Arthropoda, Insecta, Diptera, Muscidae. Gene Ontology annotation, molecular function: UDP-glycosyltransferase activity. The record is from RefSeq and is a predicted model, not a curated record.
GCUAUCAAAUUGAACAGACGCGUUAUUUUCAAUAUUUCUAUUCGGUUAUUCGCGAUAAGAACAUAUAAUUUUUUCAACAUGCGUAAAAUGCUAACUACGCUAGCUCUUUUGCUUAGCGUAUUUUUAUAUGGCGCGAACGGUGCAAAUAUUUUAGUUGUCGUACCCACCUUCAGUCCAUCUCAUUUGAUAAUUGAAACGGCCGUGGCCAGAGCAAUGUCGGAAGCCAACCACAAUGUAACAAUGGUAUCGGUGUUACCUCUUAAAUCCGAAUGGUUACAUCCCAGCAUGACAUAUGUACAAAUUGAAUCGGGUUUUAUAGAUAUGAAUGCAGCCAUUUCAGCCAAUCAAGGCGGUGGAUUAAAGAGAAUAAUAAAAGCUGUUGACAUGCUAGAUCAAAUAACACAAGCUAUGGGUCAAGCCCUGGGCGAUCCAAGAUUGACGGAGUUAAUUCAAAAUCCUGGAAAUAAAUUCGAUUUAAUGUUGUUCGGUUAUUUUUAUGCGGACUUCUUUUUUGGCUUGGCUGAACAUUUUAAUUGUCCUGUGGCAUUACUUUGGCCGAAUAUACCUGUCGGAACAAUUUUGAAAAUGAUUGGAAAUCCCAUAGAAAUAACAUACGCUCCUGUCAGUUUAAUGCAACCUGUACCGGCAGAUGAUAAUUAUGGUUUUAUGUUCCGUUUGAAAAAUUUAUUAGCUGGUGCGAUUGAAACGAUGUUAGUGAAAACUCAGUAUGGGACUAUUGAAGGUAUUUAUAGCAAUAAUACUAAAUGUGUUAAUGUCACCCAGGGGAAUGCUCUUCAGAAAAUUCUCAAAGCAUUCUCAAUGAUGAAAAACAUGACUCUUACAUUUGGUGAAAUGCUCGCCGAUCGUAAAAUACAAAGCCUUAUUGAAAAUAGUGAUAAUAAAUUUGAUCUGAUGUUAUAUGGUUAUUUUUAUGCGGACUUCUUUUUUGGUUUGGCGGAGCAUUUUGACUGUCCCGUGGCAUUGCUAUGGCCAAAUAUACCGGUUGGAACAAUUUUACAAUUAAUAGGAAAUCCACUGGAAAUGACAUACUCGCCAGUCAGUUUAAUGCAGAAAAUUCCUCAAGACGACAAUUAUGGAUUUGUAUAUCGUUUAACAAAUUUACUAGUUGGAGGAUUUGAAUUAUUGAUGGCCCAUUCACAAUAUUGGACUAUACAAGGUAUUUACAGUCAAUUCAAUGUUGCCGGUGCAAAUGUUUUGGUCUUUCUUCCCACCUCCAGUCCGUCACAUUUAAUUAUUGAAACAGCAGUGGCAAGAGUUAUGUCUGAAGCGAAUCAUAAUGUGACAAUUGUUUCGGUUUUACCUCUUCACCAAGAAUGGUUACACACCAGUAUGACGCACAUAAAACUUGAAUCGGGAUUGCUUGAUAUGAAUGCGGCUAUUAACGGUACUCAGGGAAAUCGAUUUCAAAGAAUGUUUAAAGCAUUCGAUGUAAUGCAAUAUAUGCUAUUCGGCUUGAGUCACAUAUUCGAUGAUCCCAAAAUGCAAGAAUUAAUGCAUAACCCGGAUAAUAAAUUCGAUUUAGUAAUAUAUAGUUAUUUAUAUGCCGAUUACUUUUUUGGUUUGGCGGAACAUUUCGAUUGUCCAGUGGCUUUACUUUGGCCAAAUAUACCAGUAGUGACGAUUUUACAAUUAAUUGGUAAUCCAUUGGAAGUGCCGUAUACCUCGGCGAGUUUAAUGCAAUCUGUUCCCAUCGAUGAAGGUUAUGGAUUUGAAUUUCGUUUGAAGAAUCUAUUGGCCGCCGCAUACGAAAUUAUUAUGAUGAGCACCCAAUAUAAGAUUGCAGAAAGUAUUUAUAAAAAACACUUUCCAGCCGAUAAAUAUGCAAGCCUGGAAGAGGCCAAACAACGUGUUUCUAUGAUUCUGUUUAGUCAUCAUUUUAGUGAAAAGCCAGCCCGACCUUUGGUACCAGGCAUGAUUGAAAUUGGAGGGAUACAUCUGAAUGAAAAUCCCAAUCCUUUGCCCGAGGAUAUUGAAUCAUUUGUUGCUGGAGCCAAAAAUGGAGUUAUAUUCUUUAGUUUGGGUACAAAUGUCAAGAAAGACCAUUUAAAACCGCAAACAUUGGAGAAAAUCUAUAACGUGCUCUCUAAGCUACCACAGCGAAUUCUUUGGAAAUGUGAUGAUGAAUCAAAGGUGCCGGGAAAUGCCUCAAAUAUACUCUUUCGCAAAUGGUUGCCCCAAGGCGACAUAUUGGGUCAUCCUAAUGUGAAAUUAUUCUUUGGCCAUGGUGGUAAAGGUGGCAUAACCGAAGCGAAAUUUUAUGGCGUUGCUAUGGUUGGUCUGCCAGUAUUUGCGGACCAACCAAUGAACAUGGAAGAAGUUGUGGCAAAGGGUUAUGGUCUCAGUAUAAACCAUGAUGAAUCAUUGUCCGAGGAAAUUAUUCACAAAACUGUCACGGAAGUUUUAAACAAUCCAAAAUAUUCCGACAAUGUUAAACAAUUUUCAAAUCUCUAUCGAGAUAGACCAUUAAAAAUUAAAGAUAAUGCGGUUUAUUGGUUGGAAUAUCUGAUACGUUACAAAGGAGCACCACACAUGCAGAGUCCCCUGAAAACAAUGUCUUUUGUGGAAAAAAUUAAUUUAGAUGUUUAUGCUGUUAUAUUUUUAGUUUUGUAUUUGAUUUUAAAAAUUGUCAAAUUGUGUUUAAGGAGUGUGAUUAGAUGUAUAAGUCGUGAUGAAAAGGCUUCAAAAUUAAAGAGAGAAUAAUUUUGAUAAUGUUAUUUCAUUUUGUACAGCUAUAUUAGGUGAUUAAAGUUCAUUUUGCCAUUAAAAAAGUGUUUUAUUGAAGUAUGACAGCUCAAAUGGAUGUUGUUUGGACAAAUGCGAUAUGAAUUCGUUUUGAAGAGUACAUAAAAUUCACGAUCUGUAAUUAUUUUUAAAUGAUUGAUGUUUAACCUAAUUCAAAUGACUAACAGGUAUAUAAUUUAUAGGUUAGCUAUAAUUAUUAACAAAAAAACAGGCCUAAUUAUACAUAUGAAAUAAAUGCUAUAU